GGCUCGCAGGGGUGGCUGAGAGUUGAGGGUGGAAACGUCGCGGAUGGUGAGGGGCCCGUGGCCGGAAUCGGCCCAGCAGGGCGAGCGGUCUUGGACGCUGCAGGGGCUGCGCCUUCAUCGCGGCCGCCCAGGUUCUCUGUCCCCGGAGGCCGCCCCUUCUGUGGCCGCGGGGCUGUGUGCCCACAGCCAGCCAUGCCGUGCACACGGCCUGCUGCACAUGGGGGGGCGGUGCCCGCGCCCGCAGACCGACACAUGUCAGCAGCUUCUUUCUGCUUUCAGGUGCUGGGCGCGCAGAGGAGAAUGCAGACCCACCUCCGGAGCCGAGCGUCUCUGUAGCCUCCCGGGCGCGUGUCCCAGGCAGGCUGCCCCGCCCAUGGCUCCCCCUUGUGACGUGUGUGGCCCCGUCCUGACAGGUGCUGUGCGCAGGGGCGAACAGCCCGAAGGGCGCCCUGGCCCGAGGCACUCGUGUCGGGCCUGCGGGAGGCGGGUCUGGCCCAGAGCAGACUCGGACCAGCAGCAUGGUGUGGACAAAGCCUUACGGAGAGGCGAGGGAGAGACGGCGUUGGUGAGGAGCGGCGGGCUCUGUGAAGCCCCUCGCCUGUCAGAGAAGCCCUUCGCGUCUGAGGAGGAGCAGGAGGACUCCCAGGUCCGCCUGGACUGUCGCCCGCAGAGAGCCGCCCAUGGCGGGAUGAGCGCGGAGAGCCAGGAGGGCUUCCCGGCGGCAGAGGCGCGUUACCACUGUGCGGACUGCGGCAAGGCCUUCAGCCGCCGAGACACGCUGGUGCAGCACCAGCGGAUCCACACCGGGGAGCGGCCCCACGCGUGCGGCGAGUGCGGCAAGGCCUUCAGCCGCAAAGCCACCCGCAAAGCCACGCUGGUCCAGCACCAGCGGAUCCACACCGGGGAGCGGCCCUACGCGUGCGGCGAGUGCGGCAAGGCCUUCAGCCGCAAGGACAACCUGACCCAGCACAGGAGGGUCCACACUGGAGAAACGCCUUACAGGUGCGACGACUGUGGGAAGGUUUUCAGCCAUCACUCCAACCUGAUCGUCCACCAGAGAGUUCACAAUGGCGCGCGGCCUUUUAAGUGCGGCGAGUGUGGGAAGGUGUUCAGGCACAAAUCCACGCUCGUGCAGCACGAGAGCAUCCACACGGGGGAGAGCCCGUACGUGUGCGGCGACUGCGGCAAAUGCUUUGGCCACAGGUACACCCUGAUCAAGCACCAGCGCAUCCACACCGAGGCCAGGCCUUUUGAGUGCACCGAAUGCGGGAAGUUCUUCAGUCGGAGCUCCGACUUCAUCGCACACCAGCGAGUUCACACGGGCGAGAGGCCUUUCGUGUGCAGCAAGUGUGGCAAGGAUUUCAUCAGGACCUCCCAUCUCGUUCGGCACCAGAAAGUUCACACUGGAGAAAGGCCCUACGCGUGCAGGGCGUGUGGGAAGGCCUACAGCCUGAGCUCCCACCUCGUCCGCCACCAGAAGGUGCACGCGGCGGGGGGGCGCUAGGGCAGCUGCAGUGCAGGCGGCU
Molecule: messenger RNA, 1526 nt
Organism: Condylura cristata (star-nosed mole)
Lineage: Eukaryota; Metazoa; Chordata; Mammalia; Eulipotyphla; Talpidae
Gene: ZNF134
Product: zinc finger protein 134
Exons: 2
Coding region: 44-1504 (486 amino acids)
Biological process (GO): regulation of transcription by RNA polymerase II
Cellular component (GO): nucleus
Molecular function (GO): RNA polymerase II transcription regulatory region sequence-specific DNA binding; DNA-binding transcription factor activity, RNA polymerase II-specific
Source: RefSeq, a predicted model, not a curated record